Limanda limanda (common dab) is the source of this 4341-nucleotide messenger RNA. RefSeq names its product UBA domain containing 1 (gene ubac1). Bases 322 to 1755 code for a protein of 477 amino acids. Gene Ontology annotation, molecular function: protein binding. The transcript has 10 exons. NCBI's taxonomy places the organism in Eukaryota, Metazoa, Chordata, Actinopteri, Pleuronectiformes, Pleuronectidae. The record is from RefSeq and is a predicted model, not a curated record.
GCGCUACAGUGGAAACAAGCUGCUCGCUGGCUGCACCGCUCGCGUGUCAACACCGGGGAAAUAGACCGACUCAGCGGACACAGCAACCGGCGACCCCCGCCCCAUAGCCCCGCAGAGGAACCGGGACAUGUCCCCCCACUGACCGGGCUAGGGUUAGGGUCGGCGGACUGACACAACACACGGCUAGCUAGCUGGGUGCUAACCGCUAGCACGCCUAGCUUGCCAGGAGCACAUAGCAACUGCGGCUUGCUAACGUCACCGCCACCGGGACCACCACCGGGACACCGGGACCCCGGGACCCCGGUCGUGUUCACCGCCGCUAUGUUCGUCCAGGAGGAGAAGAUCUUCGCCGGGAAGGUGCUGAAGAUCCACAUCUGCACCAUGGACGGCGCGGAGUGGCUGGAGGAGGUGACGGAGGACACCACCGUGGACAAGCUGAAGGAGAAGUGCUUGAAACAUUAUGUACACGGAAGUCUAGAAGACCCCAAAACGCUGACCCACCACAAACUUAUUCAUGCUGCUACAGAAAGAGUUCUCACAGACACUAAAACAGUCGCUGAUGAAAAUCUCAAAGAUAGAGACGUUUUGCUGCUCAUAAAGAAAAGACCCCCACCGACUGCUCCAAAGAUGGCAGAAGUUAGUUCAGAUGAAAAGAAGAAACAAGAUAACAAAGCUCCAGACAAAGAUGCUAUUCUUAAAGCCACCGGCAACCUCUCCACCCGCCACACUGACCGCACUGUUACCCAGCACAAUAUCAGAGACUUUCAGACAGAGCUCAGAAAAAUCUUGGUUUCUCUCAUUGAAGUCGCCCAGAAGCUUCUUGCCUUGAACCCUGAUGCUGUGGAACUCUUCAAAAAGGCAAAUGCGAUGUUGGAUGAAGAUGAAGAGGAUCGGGUGGAUGAGACGGCGCUUCAGCAGCUCACUGAGAUGGGUUUCCCUGAGAGCAGGGCCAUCAAAUCUCUCAGACUAAAUCACAUGUCAGUGACCCAGGCCAUGGAGUGGCUGAUUGAACAUGUAGACGACCCCUCUAUAGACACGCCACUACCAGCCCAGGACUCUUCUGGGUCGGCAGGAGCCACUGCAGGAGCCACUGCAGGAGCCACUGCAGGAGCCACUGCAGGAGCCACUGCAGGAGCCACUGCAGGAGCCACGGCAGGAGCCACGGCAGCUGCCACAACAGGAGCCACGGCAGCUGGCACAACAGGCCCCUCAGCCGCUGCCGCAGCCUCACUCUCCACGCUAGUCUCUGCAUCAGCCCUUGCGUCAGUGGCCGCCUCCGCUUCAGCUUGUGGUCCCAACCUUCUCCGCAGCCUCUCCAGCCAGUCGAGCACAGAGGAGAGUGGCAGGCAGGACGAGCUCACAGAGAUUUUCAAGAGGAUCCGCAGGAAACGGGAGUUCAGACCGGACUCAAGAGCUGUCAUUGCAUUGAUGGAGAUGGGCUUUGAUGAGAAGGAGGUGGUUGAUGCUCUGAGAGUCAAUAACAACCAACAGGAUGCUGCGUGCGAGUGGCUACUGGGAGACAGGAAACCUUCUCCAGAGGAUCUAGACAAAGGCAUCGACACCAACAGCCCACUGUUCCAAGCCAUCCUGGAGAAUCCAGUGGUCCAGCUGGGUCUAACCAAUCCCAAGACUCUGCUCGCGUUUGAAGACAUGCUGGAGAAUCCUCUCAACAGCACCCAGUGGAUGAACGACCCUGAGACUGGGCCCGUCAUGCUCCAAAUAUCCAGAAUCUUCCAAACACUCAAUCGCACAUAGAGCCUUUUGGUGACCCCUUUGUGUGACUGUGGCAGCUUGUGUGUGUGUGUGUUUGACCAUAUUGGGAUACGUGUGUGUGUGUGUGGAAGUGCGUGUAUCUCAGUAGAGACACAUGUAUUGUUUUUUUGCCUUGAUAAACAAAAAGCUAGAGGAGUCAGAGUAUGAAUAAAAAUGUUAUAUAUAUAUAAAUAUAACUAUUUAUAACAGUACAGUAAAAACAUAUACAAACAAAUGUUAACAUUGAAUUAUUAUUACUGUAAUAAUAAAAGAAUUGAGAUUUACUAUGUUUUUACAUUUUAAUGAGAACAAUUUAUAAUUAAGACAGACAUGAUUUAUUUUAUAUAAUUUCUCCUUGUGCAAAAUGACAUCAGAAAUCAAUUUGUUUACAGUUCAAAGAAAAUUUGUUUUUUUUUGUGUAUGUUCUGCAAUAUUUAAAUAUCAAUUUACAGUUUUGUCUGUCCGUUUUAAAUUGUUACAUUUCAUCAGAGGGGAAUGUUUGGAAGAAUUUUAUGUCACUGUCAAGUUUUGUUUUAUCUCCCCCUUCUUUGUCUUGCUCUCAUCGAAAGAACUGCUUCUGUUCGAGAGGCUGAUUGUCAGGCUGCAGCGUUACCUCUCUCCGUUCACUGCAGGUCGACUGUGUAAAGAGAACAUUCGUCCUCGGAGCUUCUUCGAGAAUAUUUAUUUGACUUUCUGGCCUUUUAGAGGAAAGCUGUUCACUAAACUGUCCGUGUCUUAGUCAUGUUUUUACAAGAAAACGAAAUAUAUAUAUAAUAGGCUUGUGUGUUUUAUUGUCGAUGUGCUCUUGAAUGUCAUGUUAUCAUGUUGCGUUCAUCCAGCACCUGUUGACGUCUGUGAAUAUCACUACAGCACCGAGAAGUUACAGAAGCGGAUUUUUUGUGUGUGUUAUGUCUCAAAAGGCUGUAGUGGGAUGCUGAAUGAAACUAAACCUUAUCAAAGGGGGUUUGUCUUUUUAAUCUUUAAUCCGAAUUUUGAGGAUUGCACGCUCACACCGGAGAAGCAAGCGUCUACGGCAAGCAACCAAUGUCGGGUCUUCUGGUUUAUUGGGUUUUCCUUUUCUCUCUUGAGAGCAAUGAACAUUUAUGCUGUCAAACCAAACCGUCACUAUAUAACCUGCCUUGGCAUUAGAUGUAUCCUUUGAAAAUACCCCAAUAUUUCUGUGCAAUAGCGAGGACUCAUGUUGACCUGUAAAGAAAUAUAUUUGAUUUUAAGGGAGUGUGCACUGCAAUGAGGCGUGUGUUAUACAAUAUAAGCCUUUUUGCAUCACGCACUUAAAAUCCACAGCUACAUGGAGGUGAACUUGGCUUCUCCGCACUGUACAGGGGAGUUAAAAAAAACAGUAUGGAGGACGGUGUAUUUUGCCAAGGUUUUGAGUGUUUUUAUUCUAUAUUUAAAAUGUGUUGUUGAUGUGACUUUCUGCUCAGGGAGGCUGAGAUUGUUUUUCUAAACCUGUCGUUACGGAUAACCUCUGCUCACCCCCCUCCCCCCUUCUCGUUUGACAUCUGACAAUGGCUUUAACUAAUCCGCCGAGAACUUUGCUUAUGAAUGAGAGCACCACAGAAAAAUGGUUUUGUAAAUGCAAUAUUUGAAAGAUAUUUAAGUGUUGUCGAGAGAAGUGUUUGUUUAAACUGUGUAUUAUUACAUUGUUUAUAUCUGAGCCAAACCAGUUCCUUCCUUUUUGUCUUUAUAAUAUUUUUUAGCAAAACCUCGAAGGUAAUUUACAAAUGUGAACAAAUUAAAUCAUUCAAAUUUUGUUUUUACAAACCAUUAUAAAACUCACAGGUCACAGUGUGAUUUCAAGCUGUGUUUGAAUGGAGGGUGAUGUCCAGACAAGUCUCUGGAAGCAUACAAAUAAUAAUGGAGUUUUCAUUUACAGCCCUUCUUUUUCAAGAGCGUGGUCUUUCUGUCUGAGAGCAGAACUUAUUGGCACAUUUAAAUGUUGUGAUACUUUCAAUCAAAACCCUCAGAUUGCUCCUGCUGGUGUUCAGAUCUGCUCUUGUCUUGCCUUUGUGUUGGUUGUGUUAGCUUCACUGCUUUGAGAGUCCCGUACAGGGCGUUUACCUAAACCACAAUGAGGGUGGGAUUAUUUCAAGUGCAUGAAAUCCACCCAAGCCACAAAAUAUCUGAGUGCAAGCACAAAGUUUGAGUUCUAGUACAGCAGGUAUAAUCCUAGCAGGGGUUAUUUGAGUGUGAGCGCAGGGUUUUGACUGCAAGCUUUACAAAAUUUGAUCAUGAAAUCAAUCAGUCCAGCUCUCAAACUGAAAAAAGCACGCUCUUGAAUAAACACAGGGAUUAAAAAAAACAUAAUGUCUCUCUUGAAAUAAACCCUGGGAGAUUGCACGAGUUUUAUAAAAAACGCAGGCGUCAACAGGAACAGAAAAGAACGAAAUUUGGUUGAACUACUUAUUGGAUCAGUGAAGAGUGGUCGGAGUUACAGGUUAUUGUUUUCACUCAGCUUUCAUGCAGGACUGUCCCAGAUCAACAACCUAUGCAAUAUACUCUCACAGUCUGUUCAUUCAAACAGCCGCGUGGCUACUGGCGUCCCAAACACUAUCGCAUUAAAGUUAU